This is a messenger RNA of Prunus persica (peach), 1712 nucleotides long. RefSeq names its product alpha-1,4-glucan-protein synthase [UDP-forming]. Gene Ontology annotation, biological process: UDP-L-arabinose metabolic process; plant-type cell wall biogenesis. Gene Ontology annotation, cellular component: Golgi apparatus; cytosol. Gene Ontology annotation, molecular function: UDP-arabinopyranose mutase activity. Lineage: Eukaryota; Viridiplantae; Streptophyta; Magnoliopsida; Rosales; Rosaceae. The record is from RefSeq and is a predicted model, not a curated record. Bases 114 to 1247 code for a protein of 377 amino acids. The transcript has 7 exons.
UGAAGUCGAACCCAAUUCCUCCGUUUCUCAAUUCUGACUGACUGUCUUUCUUUCUGCGUUUGCUGGGCAUCUCUCUGAAACUGUAGGCUCUCUCUCUCUGCGUUUCAAAAGCAAUGGCAGGAGCUUUGGUCGACGUCAAGCCUACUCCGAUCCUGAAGGAGGAGCUUGACAUCGUGAUCCCGACGAUUCGAAACCUGGAUUUCUUGGAGAUGUGGAGGCCGUUCUUCGAGCCCUACCAUCUGAUCAUAGUCCAGGACGGUGACCCGUCGAGGACCAUCAAGGUCCCAGAUGGCUUCGACUAUGAGCUCUACAAUCGAAACGACAUCAACCGUAUUCUGGGUCCCAAGGCCUCUUGCAUUUCCUUCAAGGACUCUGCUUGCCGCUGCUUUGGCUACUUGGUCUCUAAGAAGAAGUACAUCUUUACCAUUGACGACGAUUGCUUUGUUGCCAAAGACCCAUCUGGGAAAGAGAUCAAUGCACUCGAACAACAUAUAAAGAACCUGCUAAAUCCAUCAACUCCUCUAUUUUUCAACACUCUUUAUGAUCCAUACAGAGAAGGCGCAGACUUUGUCCGUGGAUAUCCUUUUAGUCUCCGUGAGGGUGUCCCUACCGCUGUUUCUCAUGGCCUCUGGCUCAACAUCCCUGACUAUGAUGCUCCCACCCAGCUUGCCAAGCCUCUAGAAAGGAACACCAGGUUUGUUGAUGCAGUUCUGACCAUACCCAAGGGAACUCUAUUUCCUAUGUGUGGUAUGAACUUGGCAUUCAACCGUGAACUGAUUGGACCAGCAAUGUACUUUGGACUCAUGGGUGAUGGUCAGCCAAUUGGAAGAUAUGAUGAUAUGUGGGCUGGCUGGUGCAUGAAGGUUAUAUGCGACCAUUUGGGAUAUGGUGUCAAGACGGGUCUGCCCUACAUAUGGCACAGCAAAGCCAGCAAUCCAUUUGUUAACCUCAAAAAGGAGUACAAUGGUAUAUUCUGGCAAGAAGAGCUGAUCCCCUUCUUCCAAUCUGCGGUCCUUACAAAAGAAUGCACUACUGUUCAGCAGUGCUACAUCGAACUCUCUAAGCAAGUCAAGGCUAAGCUUGGCAAGAUUGACCCAUACUUCCUUAAGCUGGCAGAUGCCAUGGUUACUUGGGUAGAAGCUUGGGAUGAGCUUAACGGAAAAGUGUACGCUGUGUCAUCAUACUUGGACAAUCGCCCUGGUGGAGACGAAGUAGUCCUUGCUGCAACUGGAAGAGAUGCCACUUAAGAUUUUGAAGAUGCUGGGGAUAGCAAUACUGCAAGGGAGCUUGACACCACUUCCUCAGCUAUCCCGGAACUCGGUAUAACCUCUAAGAAUCAACCAGUUGAUUAUCUUCAGAAGAUCAAGGACUUGACAAAGCCCAUCUGGGCAGAUGCAGACACAUGGUUUGAGAGGCUGCAACAAGAAGAGGAAAUGUAAGCGUAUUCAGGCUGAGAACUGGGCUGCCAUGCAGGCUGCGGAAGAGUUACACAGGAAAAAGAAGACAGAAAGCGAGAUGAAGGAUGACCCAUAGCAAGGGCUGAAGCAGAAGUUUUGAAACAAAAUGACUAGUUUCACUGCUUCCCAAGUGAAAAUUAUGAGAGGAAAAUGUCAAAUCCUUGUAAUUUGUCAAGCUCCCUUGUAAAACUUUUUGCUAACGAAACAAAUACCAGAUUCUUAAUGAGAUAAAUGAUGAGUUAUCCUUCUAUAGAA